AGAUUAGUGCUGUUGUUAUUGUAUCGUUAAUCUUGUAUGCUGACCGAGACUGGUAAAUACGUGGCUUUCGGUGACAUCCAGGUCCAUGAGGUUUUGAAGGAUGCUAUUGAGAAGAAUAUCCUUCCGGGUACGGGUGUGAGUGCGGUCGAAUUCUGGUCGCAUCUAGAGAAGCUACUGGCUGAGUUCUCGGAUGAAAAUGCCGCUUUGUUGGCUCAUCGAGAUGAGCUGCAAGCGGCAAUAGACGAGUGGUAUGAAGGUGGUUGCAAGGAAGAUCAAGAGGGCUUUCUCAAGAGGAUAGGGUAUCUGGUUGAGCCUCCUACAACCAAGACGACUAUUUGCGUCACUAACGUUGAUCCGGAGAUGUCCUUGUUGGCUGGUCCACAACUCGUCGUUCCGGUCGACAAUGCUAGAUACGCCCUGAAUGCAGCUAAUGCCAGGUGGGGUUCUCUCUUUGAUGCUGUUUAUGGCUUUGAUGUGAUUCCUGGCCGUCCCGGUCCUGGAGGCUAUGACCCCUCCCGAGGCCUUGCUGUGCUUGAAUUCGCCUUCAAGCAGCUGGAUGGCAUACUACCUCUGGUUGAUGCCCAGUGGGCUGAGCUGGCAUCUAUUUGGGUCGACCAUCGGAGUCAGCUUGUGGCUAGCACGACAACGGGGAAGUCUACUGGACUGAAGUCGCCUUCGGCUUUUGUUGGGUAUAGGGGUAAUGCCAACAAGGGUGAUCUUGUGUUUGUUCACAAUGGACUUCAUAUAAUCAUCAAGAUCCACAAGGAAUCCCAGGUUGGCAAGCAGAAUAGUAUGGGCUUGUCCGAUGUGGUCCUCGAGUCGGCCCUCACUGCUAUCAUGGACUGUGAGGACUCGGUAGCGGCCGUUGAUGCGGAGGACAAGUCCCGAGUUUACUCUAACUGGGCCGGCCUUAUGCGAGGUGAUCUGGAGACGAGUUUCAAGAAAGGCGGCAAGUCGGUAACUCGCCGACUCAACUCGGACCUUACCUUUAGGAUGGCUGGAGGAAAGGGAAUCGUUACUCUCCCUGGUAGAGUAGUGGCUUUGGUGAGGAAUGUGGGUAUUCAUAUGAGAACUGACGCAGUGUUGUAUCGCGGUGAUGAGGCCUUCGAGGGCUUGGUGGAUGCGCUGGUCACUGCCACAGCUGGACUGCUCGAUCUUCGACAGGUACUGGCUCUAUCUAUAUUGUGA
Perkinsus marinus ATCC 50983 is the source of this 1188-nucleotide messenger RNA. RefSeq names its product Malate synthase G, putative. The transcript is spliced from 11 exons. Gene Ontology annotation, cellular component: cytosol. Lineage: Eukaryota; Perkinsozoa; Perkinsida; Perkinsidae. Gene Ontology annotation, molecular function: malate synthase activity; magnesium ion binding. Bases 37 to 1188 code for a protein of 383 amino acids. Gene Ontology annotation, biological process: glyoxylate catabolic process; glyoxylate cycle. The record is from RefSeq and is a predicted model, not a curated record.